GGCCCUCCCCCCACCAUGGCGCGGAGCGAGGCAGCGGCGGCGGGGCCGGGCCCGGGGCCCCCCCGGGCUGGGUGAGCGCGGCCUGCAGCGGCCCGGGAGCGGCGGGCGGGGGCGCGGGUGUGUGCGCGGGUGUGAGCGUGCGAGCGUGCGAGUGUGUGUCCGUGGCGCUGCGGCGGGCCCGGCGUGCGCCCGCGCGGCCCUAUGUGUGCCCGGUGCCGGCGUGUGCGGCGCCCUGCCCGUGUGGCCAUCGGGUGUGCGCGGGGUGUCGAGCCCGGCCGGCGUGUCCGGCUGUGCACGCGUGUCCCCCCGAGCGGCCGCCCCUCCGGCUGUGUGUCUGGGCGCUGUCGCGCGCCCAUCGGAGGGGCUGUGUGCAGGUGCUGGCCCAGGCCCUGACUCCCUGAAGAGAGAUGAAGAAACCGAGAAUCAGAGAGGUUCAGAUACUUGCUGGAGGUCACACAGCUAGUCUCACCUCCCACCCCUCCUGCCUUCCCACUGCACCAUGGCUCCAGGACCCUUCUCCUCGGCCCUCCUCUCGCCGCCGCCCGCUGCCCUGCCCUUUCUGCUGCUGCUCUGGGCGGGGGCAUCUCGUGGCCAGCCCUGCCCCGGCCGCUGCAUCUGCCAGAACGUGGCGCCCACACUGACAAUGCUGUGCGCCAAGACCGGCUUGCUCUUUGUGCCGCCCGCCAUCGACCGGCGCGUGGUGGAGCUGCGGCUCACCGACAACUUCAUCGCCGCCGUGCGCCGCCGAGACUUCGCCAACAUGACCAGCCUGGUGCACCUCACUCUCUCCCGGAACACCAUCGGCCAGGUGGCAGCUGGCGCCUUCGCCGACCUGCGUGCCCUCCGGGCCCUGCACCUGGACAGCAACCGCCUGGCGGAGGUGCGCGGCGACCAGCUCCGCGGCCUGGGCAACCUCCGCCACCUGAUCCUUGGAAACAACCAGAUCCGCCGGGUGGAGUCGGCGGCCUUUGACGCCUUCCUGUCCACCGUGGAGGACCUGGAUCUGUCCUACAACAACCUGGAGGCCCUGCCGUGGGAGGCGGUGGGCCAGAUGGUGAACCUAAACACCCUCACGCUGGACCACAACCUCAUCGACCACAUCGCGGAGGGGACCUUCGUGCAGCUUCACAAGCUGGUCCGUCUGGACAUGACCUCCAACCGCCUGCAUAAACUCCCGCCCGACGGGCUCUUCCUGAGGUCGCAGGGCACCGGGCCCAAGCCGCCCACCCCGCUGACCGUCAGCUUCGGCGGCAACCCCCUGCACUGCAACUGCGAGCUGCUCUGGCUGCGGCGGCUGACCCGCGAGGACGACUUAGAGACCUGCGCCACGCCCGAACACCUCACCGACCGCUACUUCUGGUCCAUCCCCGAGGAGGAGUUCCUGUGUGAGCCCCCGCUGAUCACACGGCAGGCGGGGGGCCGGGCCCUGGUGGUGGAAGGCCAGGCGGUGAGCCUGCGCUGCCGAGCGGUGGGUGACCCCGAGCCGGUGGUGCACUGGGUGGCACCUGAUGGGCGGCUGCUGGGGAACUCCAGCCGGACCCGGGUCCGGGGGGACGGGACGCUGGAUGUGACCAUCACCACCUUGAGGGACAGUGGCACCUUCACUUGUAUCGCCUCCAAUGCUGCUGGGGAAGCGACGGCGCCCGUGGAGGUGUGCGUGGUACCUCUGCCUCUGAUGGCACCCCCGCCGGCUGCCCCGCCGCCUCUCACCGAGCCCGGCUCCUCUGACAUCGCCACGCCGGGCAGACCAGGUGCCAACGAUUCUGCGGCUGAGCGUCGGCUCGUGGCAGCCGAGCUCACCUCGAACUCCGUGCUCAUCCGCUGGCCAGCCCAGAGGCCUGUGCCCGGAAUACGCAUGUACCAGGUUCAGUACAACAGUUCCGUUGAUGACUCCCUCGUCUACAGGAUGAUCCCGUCCACCAGUCAGACCUUCCUGGUGAAUGACCUGGCGGCGGGCCGUGCCUACGACUUGUGCGUGCUGGCGGUCUACGACGACGGGGCCACAGCGCUGCCGGCAACGCGAGUGGUGGGCUGUGUACAGUUCACCACCGCUGGGGAUCCGGCGCCCUGCCGCCCGCUGAGGGCCCAUUUCUUGGGCGGCACCAUGAUCAUCGCCAUCGGGGGCGUCAUCGUCGCCUCGGUCCUCGUCUUCAUCGUUCUGCUCAUGAUCCGCUAUAAGGUGUAUGGCGACGGGGACAGCCGCCGCGUCAAGGGCUCCAGGUCGCUCCCGCGGGUCAGCCACGUGUGCUCGCAGACCAACGGCGCAGGCACAGGCGCGGCACAGGCCCCGGCCCUGCCGGCCCAGGACCACUACGAGGCGCUGCGCGAGGUGGAGUCCCAGGCUGCCCCCGCCGUCGCCGUCGAGGCCAAGGCCAUGGAGGCCGAGACGGCAUCCGCGGAGCCGGAGGUGGUCCUUGGACGUUCUCUGGGCGGCUCGGCCACCUCGCUGUGCCUGCUGCCAUCCGAGGAAACUUCCGGGGAGGAGUCUCGGGCCGCGGUGGGCCCUCGAAGGAGCCGAUCCGGCGCCCUGGAGCCACCAACCUCGGCGCCCCCUACUCUAGCUCUAGUUCCUGGGGGAGCCGCGGCCCGGCCGAGGCCGCAGCAGCGCUAUUCGUUCGACGGGGACUACGGGGCACUAUUCCAGAGCCACAGUUACCCGCGCCGCGCCCGGCGGACAAAGCGCCACCGGUCCACGCCGCACCUGGACGGGGCUGGAGGGGGCGCGGCCGGGGAGGAUGGAGACCUGGGGCUGGGCUCCGCCAGGGCGUGCCUGGCUUUCACCAGCACCGAGUGGAUGCUGGAGAGUACCGUGUGAGCGGCGGGCGGGCGCCGGGACGCCUGGGUGCCGCAGACCAAACGCCCAGCCGCACGGACGCUGGGGCGGGACUGGGAGAAAGCGCAGCGCCAAGACAUUGGACCAGAGUGGAGACGCGCCCUUGUCCCCGGGAGGGGGCGGGGCAGCCUCGGGCUGCGGCUCGAGGCCACGCCCCCGUGCCCAGGGCGGGGUUCGGGGACCGGCUGCCGGCCUCCCUUCCCCUAUGGACUCCUCGACCCCCCUCCUACCCCUCCCCUCGCGCGCUCGCGGACCUCGCUGGAGCCGGUGCCUUACACAGCGAAGCGCGGGGAGGGGCAGGGCCCCCUGACACUGCAGCACUGAGACACGAGCCCCCUCCCCCAGCCCGUCACCCGGGGCCGGGGCGAGGGGCCCAUUUCUUGUAUCUGGCUGGACUAGAUCCUAUUCUGUCCCGCGGCGGCCUCCAAAGCCUCCCACCCCACCCCACGCACAUUCCUGGUCCGGUCGGGUCUGGCUUGGGGUCCCCCUUUCUCUGUUUCCCUCGUUUGUCUCUAUCCCGCCCUCUUGUCGUCUCUCUGUAGUGCCUGUCUUUCCCUAUUUGCCUCUCCUUUCUCUCUGUCCUGUCGUCUCUUGUCCCUCGGCCCUCCCUGGUUUUGUCUAGUCUCCCUGUCUCUCCUGAUUUCUUCUCUUUACUCAUUCUCCCGGGCAGGUCCCACUGGAAGGACCAGACUCUCCCAAAUAAAUCCCCACACGAACAAAAUCCAAAACCAAAUCCCCCUCCCUACCGGAGCCGGGACCCUCCGCCGCAGCAGAAUUAAACUUUUUUCUGUGUCUGAGGCCCUGCUGACCUGUGUGUGUGUCUGUAUGUGUGUCCGCGUGUAGUGUGUGUGUGUGUGUGUGUGUGUGUGUGUGUGUGUGUGUGUUGGGGGAGGGUGACCUAGAUUGCAGCAUAAGGACUCUAAGUGAGACUGAAGGAAGAUGGGAAGAUGACUAACUGGGGCCGGAGGAGACUGGCAGACAGGCUUUUAUCCUCUGAGAGACUUAGAGGUGGGGAAUAAUCACAAAAAUAAAAUGAUCAUAAUAGCUAA
Messenger RNA from Homo sapiens (human), 3882 nucleotides. It is a transcript of the gene LRFN1, whose product is annotated as leucine rich repeat and fibronectin type III domain containing 1. Gene Ontology annotation, cellular component: cell surface; membrane; postsynaptic density membrane. The record is from RefSeq and is a predicted model, not a curated record. Lineage: Eukaryota; Metazoa; Chordata; Mammalia; Primates; Hominidae. The transcript has 5 exons. The coding region runs from base 500 to 2815 and encodes 771 amino acids. Gene Ontology annotation, biological process: regulation of postsynaptic density assembly.